Hydractinia symbiolongicarpus is the source of this 1743-nucleotide messenger RNA. RefSeq names its product dipeptidase 1-like. The record is from RefSeq and is a predicted model, not a curated record. Lineage: Eukaryota; Metazoa; Cnidaria; Hydrozoa; Anthoathecata; Hydractiniidae. Gene Ontology annotation, biological process: proteolysis. Bases 234 to 1604 code for a protein of 456 amino acids. The transcript has 8 exons. Gene Ontology annotation, molecular function: metallodipeptidase activity.
CCUUUCACUAAUUUUGCGGAAAGAUCAAAAGAACUAUCGCUACUGGGAUGCCAUGCCAAUAAAUGAAACAGGCUGUUGGAAAUACAAUUCACGAGAUUCCAAUGCUUCAUUAACCAAUGUAAUUACCUUAUAAAAGCUUUUGCUGUGCGCAUAGAAGAUCAAAGCUUCGAUAAGAAGAGUUUGCAACAAAAAUAACUUAAAGGUCAGGAUAGUUAAACUUUAAACUGAAGAAGAUGGAAGGCACUGAACAACUCGUCGUUGAAACCACGGACAAUCAAAAGACAAAACCACAAAGCUCGCUAAAGCGUAAACUGUUAAUCACUGCAAUUUUUCUUAUUAUCAUUAUAAUAAUUGUCGUCAUCAUAAUAGUCGCAGUGAAAAGUAAAGAUUCAGACGAUAAAAACGAAACAAAUAGUCGAAGCAAAAGAGCACUAGCUGUUUUAGAUGAAUACCCUUUAAUUGAUGGACAUAACGAUCUACCUUGGCAAUUACGAAUUAAUUACAGGAAUCAACUUUCCAAGGUCAAUCUAAAUGACAAGUACAUCAAGGGAUAUGAUAACAAAAGAAAGAUGCAUAAUCUUCAUACCAGCAUCCCAUUAUUGAAGGAGGGAAAAGUUGGUGGACAAUUUUGGGCUGCUUACAUGUCAUGUAAAACACGUGAGAAUGAUGCAAUUCGAAAUGUUUUGGAACAAAUUGACGUCAUCAAGAGAUUUUCCAAACAUUAUAACGACACUUUUGAAUUUGUAACUACCGCUGAUGGAAUUCUCCAAGCGCACAAAGAUAAAAAAAUUGCUUCACUUAUUGGUGUUGAAAGUGGAAUGGCCAUCGAUUCUAGUUUAGCAGUGUUACGUAUGCUGUACGAACUUGGUGCACGGUAUAUGACGAUCACUCACUCGUGCAACGAGCCUUGGGCUGACAACUGGAAAGUCGAUAAUGUAAACUCCACAGAUCCAGCUCGAAGUAAUGGACUCUCAGCUUUUGGAAGGGAAGUGAUAUUGGAGAUGAAUCGACUGGGAAUGCUGGUUGAUUUAAGUCAUGUGUCACACCAAACAAUGAAAGUUGCCUUGCAAAUUACACGUGCACCUGUGAUAUUCAGUCACAGUGGAGUUUAUGCGGUUUGUAAUCACAACAGAAAUGUCAGGGACGACAUCUUACACGAGGUUAAAAAAAAUGGUGGCGUUGUGAUGGUAGUUUUUUAUAACGCUUAUGUAAACUGUGCACCAAAUAAGGCCAACACAACAACAGUUGAAUCUGUGUUACGCCACAUCAACUAUAUAAAGAAUCUGAUUGGCUCAGAAUAUGUUGGAAUAGGAAGCGAUUAUGAUGGAGUGCCAUAUGUACCAGAAGGGUUAGAAAACGUCUCAAAAUUUCCAAAUAUUUUCAUGAAAUUAGCAGAACAAGGAUGGAGUGAUACAGAAUUGAAAAACUUAGCUGGUGCUAAUUUAAUUCGUGUUUUCAAAAAAGCGGAGCAGAUCUCAAAACAGCUUGCAAGUGAAAAACCAAAAGAAACUUUAAUGGAAGUUGAAGAGUUUUUUGACGUCAAUGGAACAUGCAGAAAAGACUGGUUGGAAGGUCGCAACGCUAGUUUAUUGGGAGGGAAAUAAUAACUUUGCGUGACAUUGGUUCUGUACAUUAAAAGAUGUUUAACUUUUAUGAAGGCUGUUAGGUAAUGAUAAAGGAGACAAACUGAAAACAUUUUGCGUAACUAGAUUUCUUGAAAGUUUCAAAAAAUUAAUUGUGAAA